Messenger RNA from Peronospora matthiolae, 2409 nucleotides. The record is from the annotation of a GenBank genome assembly. Lineage: Eukaryota; Oomycota; Peronosporomycetes; Peronosporales; Peronosporaceae.
AUGUCCAGCACCUUUGCCUUUGGUCUUGCCAAGAAUGGGGUCAACGCGCUUCCUAACGUCCGGCGCGCCGCCACAGCUUCUUCCCACAUUAGUGAGCGUCUAUCGUCUCCCAAUUGUCCCGAUCAAGAGGAGAGCAGCAUUGGUGUGUGGAGCAGUGAUGAUGACAAGAUCGGGGGCUUGAAGACCUCGACGCUGCGUGGUGACGGACACUUGAGGAAGCGCGGGACGUCCGUGGACAAGACGAACCCGUUUAUCGGGUACUUUCAAACAGGAACUGAAGAAGGUGAUGGUGGAAUCGACACAGAAAUUGGUGACGUCCUGCCAGUGGCUUGUCCAGUGCCAGUGCCAAUCCGCCGGGUACCGGGUCGCACCCAAAGCAGUGCAACGCUCUCGUCUGUGUCGUCGUUCUAUCCGUUAACGCUCUUUACGCCUCGAGCAAAGCUGACCGAGUGGCAAUGUAAGCGUCUUUUACCGUUCUUUAUAACGCAGCAAGAUGCAAAGCAAGAGUCGAUACAACAGCAGCAGGGAGGAAAGAAAGAGGAAGAGAAGAAAGAGCAGAAACAACAGGAACAGAAGAAGCGUGCGAUGUUCGUGCAAUCGUUGACGUUAGAGACGCCAGUGCUGGCUGGUGUUUCAGGUGCGACGGACAAAAGAUACGGGGAACAGCAGCAGAACGGACCACUGAAGCGAACAGAGUUGUUGCUUGAUACGAUGUCGGCGACACAGCCGCAGUUGGCAGUUAAAGCCACGUCAUCAAUUUUAACAGGUGGUGUCAUGUCUUUAUCUGACGGGGACUUGCGUACGUUGAAUUCGCGCUUUGAGCAAGACUUUGAGGUCAUGGGAUCUUUAGGUGCAGGUGGUCAAGGCUGUGUCUACAAGGUGCGCAGUAACGUGGAUGGAUGCUACUACGCUAUCAAGAAAGUGGUUCUCCCCCGUGCUACCGAGCUUGAUGAGAAGCGUGCGGAAAGCCAAGCGCUGCGUGAAGUUCGCUUGAUGGCUUCCGUGGCUCCGCAUUCUAAUGUUGUUCGCUACCAUACGGCUUGGACAGAAGUGCAUGCAUACGCUUCGCACAUUACUUCGUCGACGGGAAGUGUCUGCGGGUCCAACGAUUCGUUGCGUGAGAACGACUGUGGUCCACGAAAUCUUCGGUGCCAGCAACUAGAGUCGCUGGACGAUGAGACCGAGUUGCAUAGGAGUGGCAUGUCGACUACGGACCACUCGUUCUCGCUUGAAUACUCGACAAAUUCGUUCAGUUGUGACGAGCAUUCUACCCCUGGAUUUACUUUCGAAGACGAGUGCGAUGAUGAAGAUUCGGUCGGUCUAAGCAUUGAUGAGGCGUCAUUCGGUCAGCUGGGUGAGCUGCAGAACGAGGUAAAGCUAGCUCCUGCGGCAACUGCUGCUGUAGAGCUAGUGGCCACGAAAUCGCAGGUGGUCUUGUACAUCCAGAUGGAGCUGUGUGGCACAGCAGUCGACUCUGUAGCCCCAUCUCAGGCUGUCGCUGAUAGCCACGAGCCAAUCCAUCAUAUCCUGGACCAGCUAGAUACGCCACAGCAAGAGCGUCCUCAGUGUCGCGAAGAAACGCACUCGAAUCUAGGGGCAUGGCUUCGUUCUUCCCUUGAAGAGCGGUUGUUGUGGUCUGACGCACCUGAGAUACACCUGGAGGGACUGAAGUUUUUUCUCGACGCGGUUCAAGGUGCUGCUCAUAUGCAUUCGUAUGGUGUGAUCCAUCGCGACCUGAAGCCAGACAACAUCUUCAUCCACGGGGACGUCGCAAAGGUCGGCGAUUUCGGUUUGUCCAAGUCUGUUUAUGCUGAUAGCACGGCUGACGGGGCUGUAUCUCCCCGAGAGUUUCUUCAACAGUCGAGGCUAAGCGACGGUGACCAUACGACGGCGCUUGGCACGUUUACGUAUGCGUCACCCGAGCAGCUGGGGUACCGCCUCAGUAGCAACAACGCGCUGAAGAAUGCUGCAACUCGUUUGAAAGGCGCUAGGUACUCAAUCAAGUCGGACGUUUUCGCAUUGGGAGUGAUUCUCCUGGAACUCUGCUGCCCGUUUCGCACGAUGAUGGAGCGUUCGCAGGUGCUGACUGGUGUGCGCCACGGCGUCGUGCCGCAAAAGUCUCGACAGCAUUUUCCGAUGGAGAUUGAUUUGGUGUUGCGCAUGACUUCGAUUGACCCCAGUGAAAGACCCACGAGUGGAGAAGUCUGCGAGCAACUACGCCGAAUCAUAGCCACAUCAGGCGCCAUAAUUACGCCAGCAUCAGCUCUAGAAGACUUGCGUGAGUUACAGCUGAAGCUUGCUGCUGCUAUUCGCCAACUGCGUGGCCGCUCGAAAGCUUCUGUUUUGCUAGAGGCACUGGUAUCCGAGAUGAAUGACAAGGUCCACAACGUAGGCAUUGCUCUCGCCUAA